Messenger RNA from Pyricularia grisea, 336 nucleotides. RefSeq lists its product as uncharacterized. The transcript has 2 exons. NCBI's taxonomy places the organism in Eukaryota, Fungi, Ascomycota, Sordariomycetes, Magnaporthales, Pyriculariaceae. The record is from RefSeq and is a predicted model, not a curated record. The coding region runs from base 1 to 336 and encodes 111 amino acids.
AUGGAUGUCCUCGAUGACGCGGCCGUCCUGGAUGUAUUUGCGGCGUAUCUCCUUGAGCUGCCCGGCGCGCGCAAUGUCGAUGCCCGCUUCCGGAUGCUCGUGCACGAACUGCGUGAGCACGGUGAAGCGUUUGGUCGUGUCUAUGGUCCCGCCCGGGCCGUAGAACUUCUUGUCGCCGAGCUUCCCGACUUGUCGCAGACGCCGGCCUUACCGUUGCCGCACUCUUCGCCGGUGCACCUAAAAGAAGAGGGUUUGCUGCACGUGUGUGGUGUCAAUGCCGUUGCCUCGCGGUUGGCCUGGAAGAAGAGACCAGGUCAGUGGUUGUCGGUUGGUUGA